AAAUAUUUUAAAAAUUCAGUAAAAACAAAAAAAUACGGAAAAUAAGAAAGUAGAAUUUUCUGAAAAGUGUUUUUUGAAAAGUGGAAACAAGCAAGGUGAAUAUUUUUUUAAAUUUUAAUAUUCAUUACCCUGCUGAUGUGUGUUUCCUAGCAGAGUUAUUUGUGAUUAGUCAUUUUCCUAGUGCAUUGGUUUACUUGGUUUAGAUUAUUUUUAAUAGAGCCAAUUGGAGGCCCCAAGUAAUUGGAACAUAGAGUUGACUUUUGUGAUGAUGGUGGGUAAUGGAAGAAUGAAUGUACUUCAUCAAGUUCUUAUUGUGUAAAUUUUUCUAUAGAGCAAGUUGAGAGGAAAUUUAAUUGAGAUUUAUAGACAAAAUAAUGGACAAGAAGAUAGAGAAAAAAAAAUAACUAUUGCCAAAAAUUAGUCUUAAUGUUAAGUUAAUAAAAUUGAUUUAACUCAUUCUGUUCAAUUUGGCCCUUUUUCAAAUGUGUGGCUAGGUCGUGAUCUUUGUGUUUUACUAUAAACUCUUAAUAGAUCAAUGUCUUUUGUGUAUUUUACUGGUUGAGAGCUCUGUUUCUGCUCCUACGGAUGGACAAAACACCCGUGGUCUAACAAUGGCAUCCAAGCACCCUCCGAUAUAGUCUGGCAUCUAUCCAAUUUUCACACCAAACUAUGAGAUAACUAUCGUCUAUCAUUUUGUGUAUCUCACAGAUUACUGAGUCACCAAUAUUUCUACCUUCUAAAACCGCAGAGAAAUGCAAUCUUUCUAAUAUAACAUCAAAAUCUAUAGGAUAAAGCACAGUAAGCAAGCAUUCCAUAGCAAAAGUCAGAGUCCUUAUUUUAACAAAAUGAUAAAUAAUAGAUGAACAACUCAAAUCAUAUGUUAGCCUUCUAAGAAACCUUCUGAUUGAUUAGAACUUCAGUUUAUGCUUGUCCCUAGACCUUUUCAUUUGGAUUUCCAAGAAAAUGGUGUUAAUCAUUAUCUUUGGUUUGCCAGGAAAGAGCAUUAGGGAAGGGCACUGAAGCCCUUCCUUUGCCAGCAUUCUCAAACAGGGCAUGGCAAAUGCAAAGCCAUAGCAUGGUGUUGAAGUCGACUGUGGUUGAUAUCUUCAUAGAGCUUUAAUUCAUAUAAUGAACUAUGUUGAACUAUUAAGUGAAAGGACUAUAUUAAGUGAAACUGGAAGAAGCCCUAAAUGGCUACUGCCCAGACUCCUGAAAAUAAAGAAAUAUCCCGUGAACAACAGAUAUUCAUCAACAGGAUUAUGCUUGGCUACUAGAAAUGGUGGGAUUAGGCAGCAGCUUCACGGGAUUGGUGACAAAGACAGUGUGGUUAUUGUUGACCAUGGUUCACGCAUAAAAGAAUCUAAUCUUAUGCUAGGAGUUGGCAGAACCAUCAAUAAGAGAUGCAUUUGGUUUGUGCGUUCAACAAGGGGCAAAUCGUGUGAUUGUAAGCCCAUUUUUAUUGUUCCCUGGACGGCAUUGGCACCAGGAUAUUCCUUCCUUAACAGCUGAAGCUGCGAAAGGGCACCCAGGCGUGUCAUAUAUCGUAACUGCACCUCUUGGCUUUC
Messenger RNA from Camellia sinensis, 1565 nucleotides. The record is from RefSeq and is a predicted model, not a curated record. Lineage: Eukaryota; Viridiplantae; Streptophyta; Magnoliopsida; Ericales; Theaceae.